Messenger RNA from Gigantopelta aegis, 7426 nucleotides. Its product is annotated as lactose-binding lectin l-2-like. The transcript is spliced from 3 exons. Gene Ontology annotation, cellular component: external side of plasma membrane. The record is from RefSeq and is a predicted model, not a curated record. The coding region runs from base 425 to 1174 and encodes 249 amino acids. Gene Ontology annotation, biological process: biological process involved in interspecies interaction between organisms. Gene Ontology annotation, molecular function: carbohydrate binding. Lineage: Eukaryota; Metazoa; Mollusca; Gastropoda; Neomphalida; Peltospiridae.
CACUCUACACCUACCCAGGUUCAGUGCUGUGAUCAACAAAUAUGAGGGGCCAGAGAAGAAAAAACUCUUUGUCUUGCAGAUUGAGGCUGGAAAAGAAGUUAAAAACUAAACCAAAUGGUUCCUAAGCGUGGGCAUGACUCUCAAGGAAUACUAUACCUGUGGGACAAGAAGAACUUUGUUUUGGAGUCUAACGAAUGGGUGAUAGAUAAUAUAAGCGUGUUUUAAACGCCUCUGUACUUGUAUUGAUCGCGAUUCAUUCAUUAAUUCAUUCAUUCACCAGACCGGGUCGUGUUUGGAAGUGCUGCAAGGGAACCAGCGGUGUUGCGAGUAGUAUAGUGAUGUGAGAAACGUCUCCGUUUUUUGUGUGUGCGGAUUUUUUUGUGUUUUUCUUUCUAAUGUCAAUUCUACAGUUUGCUAUCUGGACAUGACCCUGCCAAGUGGCAGAGUAAUAUGGACUUUCUUCAUGAUCUUGACGCUGUGUUGCGACACGACCACGCAUAAACGCCAGACCUACAAAACAAAGUAUCGCCAACUUCAGAAGGAACACAGAGAUCUUGCCCAGGGACUAGAGAAGUUGAGUAAACGACUGGACAAGUUGGAGGAACGGGAGCAAGAAGCAGCGAGGUGUCCGGUUGGGUUUGUGCAGUUCUAUCGCAGGUGUCUGUGGUUUGUGUUUGAACCGCGCAAGAAAUGGAAGGAUGCCAGGCAGUACUGUUUGAACCACAGCUCGCGUUUAGUGAUAGACAACUCGACGAGGAAACAUGAAUUCAUAGUGAAGUUCUUAAAAUACAACAGUCCUCAUGGGUCCACUGAUUUGUACACAGAUGGUAUAUUUGGUUGUAUUGGCCACCAUAGCCCUAUGAACUGGAACCCCGGCUCGGGCCAUAGCUGUAAUGCUCUUCAAGACUGGCACUGGAAUUUUGAUGGACGGCAAGUGAGUUCUUCCCGGGAAACCCACUGGAUCGAAGGCCACCCUCCAGACCCGCCAACCCUGGGGGAAAGUGGCCUCGGCUAUGGCAAGGUGGCCUGUUUACGAAUCAGCCGAAACAAGGCAACGUACGGAAACUGGAUGGCAGCUAGUUGUGAAAUAAAACUGCCUUUCAUUUGUGAACUUAGGCUGCCAAAGGUUGUCAAAACGAAGAAGAUGAAGAGAGGAAGGCGUUCAGAUCUUUGAUAGUAAGUUGAUCUGAGUCAUUUUUUUUUUAAAUUUGUUUGCUGAAAGCUUGUGAGGCUGAGCGGGUGAGGUAGAAGGCUGGCCUAGGAGCUGGUGAUGUGUCGAUGUCAUAUUCACGAUCUGUGGAUCGAGUUCGUCAAAACAAGGAGAAAUAGUCUAAAGGAACAUUUCCUGGUCGUGCAUCAGGUUAAUUAAACGAGCAGAAAUGGCCUGUCGGUGGAGGGUUUUGAGUGUGGACAUUUCUUGUUGGUAUACAGUGAUUAAACGAGCAGAAAUGGCCUGGUAGUGUAAGGUUUCGAAUGUGGACAUUACUUGCUGUUAUACAGUUGUCACAGGACCAUUCCAUGCCUUCUUUCAUCAGGGUUACAAGGAAAUGUAAGAAUCAGCCAAAGAUGGGAAAACGGAUCUUUAGGAAUUCUGCAGUGUUGACUACAUUCGUUGUUGAAGAGAAAUACAAAAAGUGUAAAGUUGUUAACAUUUUAUAUUUAAAUGUGAUCUUUUAUUCAUCGCUCGACAGUCACUCGAAAACGAUUCACAGCAUCAUCACUAACGUGGGUUCUUGAAAGAAAACAAGAUAAAUGAGUCACUAGAAGUCAUGACUGUUGACCGCGGCUAUUUAAAGAAGAAAAAAAUAGCCCCAAAGUGGAAAGUAUUCAGCAUGGUAUUAUUGGUUAGAACUGAUUUCAGUGUUUUCUUUUAUUUUUGUUAUCACAGACUCACAGCUGUUACGAAGUAGAAGACAGAACAUUGGAUAUCUCGAUCUCCAUCCUCUUUAUUAUAUGUGACGUAACGGCUAUAUAGAGCACACCCCGUGUAACAGACUGUCAAUAUUAGACAACUAAACUGUGACUAUAAUAAACACUUUUCUAAAUCUGACGGCAUGGAUCUUUAGUAUGAUCGUAAUCCAGUUAAGUCUAACAAUAAACCUAUAAUAGUAUGUUGGUGAGUAGUACAAGCUCUACAAGAAGAAACCCGACACUCGGAUGACUCUUAUGGAUAAUGGUGACGAGUUUCUGCUUGUAUUAAUCACUAUCUUGUGCAUUUAAUACUACAUUGUACUAGUAUAGGUAACUCGUUAAUGAUCAGACUAAAGAAUCGUUUUCACGUGGAUUUUAAACGCAGUACAUGACGUCCGCUUGGUUGUCGAAAUUUUAAAACUUGACAGUCUGUAAUACUAAGUGCGCUCUGGCGCUGUUCUCACACAAACUGAAGAGAGCUAGAAGACACUAAAGGCGACGCCACACGAUACGAGUUCGUCGUACGAGAAUUGCCUGUUGUAUAGCAACCGAUGACAUCGAAUUAUGUCUUGUCACAAUCGGCUAUUCUCACACGAGACACUCGUAUCGUGUCACGUCGCCUUAAAACUAAUGGCAAAACAUGGAAACUAUUAGCACUUGCCGUUCUAGAGUGUAAUUACUGAUGUCGCUUGUCUAGCCGUGAUGCAUGUACAGUAACUAGAAUAUAGUAGGUAUAAUAAAAAUAUUAUUUGAGUGCAGAAAGUGAAAGGAAAAUGUUUUAAAGUAAAGAAGGACAUUUUUGUAAAUUAGGAUCUGACAACAUUAAUUGAGUAUUUGAUCAUGAUGACGUUUUCUUUCUUUCUUUAUUUUAUUCGCACAGAAAAAUAGUACGGUCAAAGUAUAUCAUCUACCUUGAAAUUACAAAGUUGUACGUAGAAAUAGGUUUUCUUCUUCUUCUAUUUUUAAAAAAGAAUGGUAGCGUAUUUUUCAGGCAUGAGCAUGUAUGUGAUAAUAACAUUAUAGUAUUAUAUAAACUUGUUCCUUAGAAUCAUGUUUCUAGUUUUGGGAUAUCAUGUUUGCUGAUUUUCAUCUUCUGUAUUUGAAUAUUCAGUGUUAACACCUGCUACUUACAAACCUGUCUGCUAGUACAGAAUGCAAAUACAACUACAGUUAAACUAAUAACCGCAGCAUCUCGCCUCACUGUUUUACAACAUCGUUUUCUUUAAUACAGAAUACAGACACAACUACACUACAGUUAAACUAAUAACCGCAGCAUCUCGCCUCACUCUCUUACAACAUCGUUUUCUUUAAUACAGAAUACAGACACAACUACACUACAGUUAUACUAAAAACCGCAGCAUCUCUCCUCACUGUCUUACAACAUCGUUUUUUUUUAAUACAGAAUACAAACCAUAAUUAACAGAAUGCGACAUCUUACGACAUAAAACUGCUUAUUACAUAUUAUUUAGUGCUGUAUAAUUAGAUUAUUUGGAAACAUUGUCAGUACAGGUCAUUUUGCACUACAUUAUGUUUUUUAUUUUGGGAGAAUAGGCAAGUUCACACUAAAACAUAAAGGUCGUUUUAUGUACGGAGUAUUUUGGCGCGGCGCGGGCAUAAAGACUUUAGAUUGCAAUUUUAGAAAAACAAAGACGCCGCAUCCUCAACGUUAAAUCACUUGCCCAUACACACCCAUUCACCCAACUCUCCAAUCUCCACGCAUAGUCAUGUUUAUAUUACUCCUAGUGAGUAUCAAAAACGUGAGGUGUGUUCAGGAGGGCGAGCGAUAGUGGUCGAUCGCUUGUCUGGUUUUUGCGCCUAUCGUUUGUAUUAGUACCAAAAAUCAAAAAGGAACAUUUUAUGUAAUAAUGUUAAAGUGUUGUUAGAUUGCUUUUUUAUGGGUGUAGUAUCCAUGGGAAGUUGUUGGUGAUGUUUUUUGUUUGUUUUGUUUUUUUGGUUUUUUUUUUAUGCCAACAAAUUGAACAGAGUAAUUACAAAUAAAUGUUCAUGAUUACAAUAUACUGCGAUUGUAAUAUCCAUCAAAAUCAAACUGUUCUGAUUACCACGUAUCUCUACUACUAACUUUGAUCUGCGUUUCUUUGGGCACUCCGUAUAUGACGUAUAUCACCACACCUCUGAUAUACAAUUAUAUUACAAGAAACUGUUAGAUUCGAUAUGAGACCAGGUCACUUGAUCGUCUCACAGACAAGAAUAGGCUGGAAUGUCGUGUGUCCCGUUUUAAACAAACGAUUUAGAUGAUCGUUCUUUCAGACUUCCAUUUGGAAACUCCACGUGUGGUGAGUUUCAUAUGAGGUCUUAUGGGUUUAAAUUAACAUAUCGAAUUGCUUCCACCCGCCACGCACCGCGCUAUAUGGCACAAACAAACCGGUUUCCUGAACAAGUAGCAUCUUGUUUAUUUAUCUUACCAGCGGAAUAUUAGAUCGAACAAUCAGUGCUUGCCAUUGACCAACUUUGGCUGAUAAUUCAAAGAUCACUAUAACAUAUACAGUUCCUUAUUCUGACGGUGUAAUACGUAAACUUAUAUCAUGAGCGUUACCAGAAAUAUAUGGAAGAGGUUCUUUUGUAUAAUGAAUUAAUAUUAAUUUAUGUCUAAUAUUAAAAGAGAAUAAUUUAAAAUAAAGAUUUGCAAUCAAAACUAAUAAGUAAUAUUUCUUAAAAUCACCAAAAGACCGAAAGUUAGUUCGUUCGCAGUUAGAAAUUUCAAUUUUAAGUUGUGGAAAUUGUUAUGUGUGUGUGUGUGUGUGUGUGUGGGUGUGUGUGUGCGUGUGCGUGUGUGUGUGUGUGUGAAGACAGUCAAAGCUAAUGAAAUGGUUUUCUUUUCAGGUUCAGUAUUCACAAAAAGAGAAAACGAUUUAGCAACAAGUUAUAGCAAUACUCAAGAAACUGUUUAAAUCAUUUACAUCGUUUCUGUAUUACUACACAUACCGGUAUAUGUAGUCGUAUAAAAAUAAAUAAAAAUUAGAAGAAAAAAAUAGCUGCGUUUAUAAACAAAAUAACAAAGUCGGUACCAAUUACUAUCAAAUUCAGACCGCAGUGAAAAAACAUUUGAGGCAAGUGAUAAUGAGUCCCCUCAGUAACUAAGAUUGUGGGGAGUUAUUUAAGAUAUUACAUACUAAGCAUUGAUAUUUAAUCCUUUUAUAGUCCCUUGUUUAAAUUCACAUACUUAGGGAGCUAAAAUUACUCCCUUUGAAUUAGUCCCAGGGGAGUGAUGGAGAGCGGGAGUGAUAGCUCCCCUUAUAUACCCUUAUUCAUGACCCCCGUGAAAUAUUGUUUUUGUCACUCGCUAAAGCCCGUGACAAAGUUAAACGUUUUUAUUUCACCCGGGACAUAAAUUUGAUAACAUUUAGCUGGUAAGUCGUUUAUUAUCGUCUAUUUAGUUAUUAGUUACGUAAAAUAGUUUGUGCUUCGUGUGGGGUAUGUUAAAUCAUCGUAUGUCUUAGGCAGCAUGUGUAUAAAUACUUAAUGUCUAUAUGGGGCCGGAUCAAGGAUUUUGUGAUGGGGGAGGUGGGGAGGGGGGAUCCAGGACAUGUUCUAACUGGAUUAAGACUAAACAAAGACGGGACAAAUAGUCGUUGAACAUGGACAAUGUUGAUAGUGUACAAUUCACCGGUACUGUACCUCCCACCACCACCCACCCCCGCCGACCCCGCCCUUGCAUGUGUAUAGAGUUACUUCGUGAUUUGUGUUUCUAUAAUAGACUGUGUGUGUAUGCAUUUGUGUAUCAUUGAUUAAUGUGUACGUCUAAGCAGAGUAGGACACUGGUGUACUACAUAUAGCUCAUGGAAGGCACUGAAACAAGCCAAGAGUGUAGUCGGGUCGACACCGGAUAUUGGCACUGUUGUAGCUAUAAUAUGACUACAUUACCUUGGCACCACGAUUGAUCUGUGGUAAUAAAAUUGUUUUUAACAUCAUAACUCAAAAUUAAAGCAAUUAUAGACCCAAAAUUAAGACAUUUAGUAAAACAAAUACGUCAACAGUUAAUAAAUUCGAAAUUGUAUGAAAAGUAACUGGAAUAGUAAUUCGCCGUACAGUCGCCAUUUUAAUUUUUAAAUGAAACAAAUGCGUUAUUAUGCGUAAUGCGUUCUGCAAUGUUAAAGUUAUAUGAACUUGUACGAAAUUGAUUAAUGGUAAGUGACCCCCAACAGUAAAUCAUUAAUAAGAGACAAAACUUGAAUAAUUAUUUUCGUUACGAUUGUACCAAUAUUCUUCAACAAUUAGGCAACGUUCGAGGAGUGUGUGUGUGUGGGGGGGGGGGGGGGGGGGGGACUGUAGCUAUGGACGUAUAUAAGCGCUAGGUAGCAGUUGCCGCUACAAAACAAAUAAAAACAGAUUUUGUUUAUAUUCAAAAUAUAUGUUAAACACUUACGGCGAGCUGGGAUGGGGCUGUGGUGAGUAUAAAGUGUCCGGAGUUUGCGUUACGUAAUUGUUGAACGGCCCUUUAAUAUAUUUUGAUGAAUAUAUAUUAUGUAGAUUUAGUUAGAUAUCAAAGUAGUGAUGUCUUUCUUCCAUGUUAAUUACAACGUGAGCUUGAGUGAUGGCCCACCUCAAUCGACGAGAUCAAUGACAAUGACAAUAAUCUGAUAGCAGGAAAAGUGACGCUAAUCACGAGACGGUGAACGUCAUACUGAAUCCAAUACCCGUCUUAUAUAACAUAUAUUAAAGAACAAUUGGGCCAUCUGAGAAACAAAUAAAGAAUAUAAAAUCCCAUUUGAAUGGGGGAGGAGGAGGGGCGGUCAAUCGCCCCUCAGGAAAUACGAACAAGUGCCAGUUUUGGUUUGAAAGCGACCUUUUUGUCUAGCUAGUGAAUAUCCAAUAUUACUGUACUGGUACUCUAAAUAUAUAAUAGCUAUUGACAUAAUGAAACUGUACACGACAAAAGUAAAUGUAGAUAGGAAUGUAUUUACAGUGUACACGUAUUAAUCCAUGAAUGGCCGGACUAGCUAUGGACGUAUAUAAGCGCUAGGUAGCAGUUGCCGCUACAAAACAAAUAAAAACAAAAAAGAAAAAAACGAGGUAAAAGUGCAACUUUUAGUUUAGAAGUGCUAUUUUUUUCCCAGUUAGAAAGGUCCCUAUAUUACUAUACAAUGAGUUUUUACCCCCCCCCCCCCCCUUUCCCUCUAGGUGUUAUGUUAGAUAUGACCCCAGUAGUAUUAAAACUAUAAUUUACGUAGGUCUAGUAAAUAUGAUAUAAUAAUCUACAAACUGUGAUACUAUAUUUAUCAAAUCAUCGAGUAUGUGAUAUUACUGAUAUCUGUCUCAUUCGUGUAGUCUUGUUUUGUUUGUAAAUAGGAGUGCCAUGUUCAAAAUGCCAUCACCUGCGACAUAUUUAUAUUUUUAUAUACCAUUAUGUAUUAUUUCUUUGCUUGUUUGGACUCAAAAAAAACAUACCUGUUCAAACAUGUGCGUAUUAUAAAUGCAAUUUGUUAUGUCUUUCAUGUUACUGUAUUUAUUGUGCCAAAAAUAAUUAACCUCAUUCAAUAAAGUCUUCCUUAUUUGA